Merops nubicus (carmine bee-eater) is the source of this 821-nucleotide messenger RNA. It is a transcript of the gene CAMLG, whose product is annotated as calcium modulating ligand. The record is from RefSeq and is a predicted model, not a curated record. The annotation marks the transcript as partial. Lineage: Eukaryota; Metazoa; Chordata; Aves; Coraciiformes; Meropidae. The transcript is spliced from 4 exons. Gene Ontology annotation, biological process: tail-anchored membrane protein insertion into ER membrane. Gene Ontology annotation, cellular component: GET complex.
AUGAUGAAUGUCACACAGACUCAAAGCUCCAGCAUGAACCAGAGAGGUCAAACUCUCUUCCCCUCCCUUCCGUUUCGAAGCGAAUCGUGCUUGGUGAUGCUGUCUGCAACGUGGGAGGCCCUGCUGACCACCCUGACCUCAGGGGGGAGAAGGACUUGUUCAGCAAAGCCCCAGAGCUUGGCAGUGAGAGCACCCCUGAGCUCCGGCACCGCAGCAGGGGGGAGCUGCCGUCUGAAGCUGCUCCACGGCCACCUAGGCACGGGUUAGAGCAGUACCUGUCCAGAUUUGAUGAAGCUCUGAAGCUGAGGAACCAGCUGAUGCACGAGAAGUCCAGCCAGGAGAAUGGGGGUGCAGCAGAAGAGUUUGACUCUUUCAGGGUGUUCAGGCUGGUGGGAUGUGCUCUGCUCGCCGUCGCCGUCAGGGCCUUUAUCUGCAAGUACUUGUCAAUAUUUGCACCAUUUCUUACUCUACAACUUGCUUACAUGGGACUAUCCAAAUACUUCCAAAGAUAUCCAGCAAAUGCCAUCAAAUUACCAACAUUUUCAGCUGCUGUCACCUUUUCCUGCCUGUCAGACUUUGCAGCCUCAAGAUUCCUCAUUUUAAAGACAGAAGAAACAGCUUUCAAAAGGUGUGAGAAGAAGGUGAAAACAACGGUGUUAACUGCAGCUCUUUUGCUGUCUGGAAUCCCUGCAGAAGUGAUCAGUCGUUCCAUGGACACCUACAGCAAGAUGGGAGAUGUUUUCACAGACCUUUGUGUCUAUUUCUUUACUUUUAUCUUCUGCCAUGAACUUUUCCUGUUCUUUGGCUCUGAAGUACCCUGA